AUGUUUCCAGCAGAAUUUAGUAAUGAUCCAUCAAAACGUAACAGAGGCCGUCCACCUAAAGGUCCAGUGAAAAAAAUAAAGAGAGAAGAUGACGUGUGUUCUAACACAGAAGAAGUGGAAGAUGCAAAAACUAACAUUAAUCAAUAUGAUGAUAUGCACAGGGAGUUUAUCCAGUUUGGUAUGUCUCAGACAAGUCAAUUAAUUCUAUCUUUUUCUCUUAAAUAUUAAUUUUUUGUUUUUUUUUAAAUUUAAUUAAAAAUUUUGUCAAUUUUAAAUUUUUAUUAGAGUAAGAAGAAUUGUUCAGCAUCCUGCAGUCCCAUCAGACAGAAGAUGUCAGCCGCUUCUUAGACUUUUGCUGGGGACCAUGCAAGAUCUUGAUCUCAACGAAAUUGAAACAGCCCUAUGGGCGAUUUAUCUUGAAAAAAUAGGAUGGGCUGACAAUGAGCCUUCGCUCCACUUUCUGAUAUGCUAUGCUGCUUUUGCAGCCAAAUCAUAUCUGAAUGAUGAUAUAAGGCCAUACGAAGCCUUCUUAAGUGGGAAAAUAGACAAUUUCCAAAAAAAUUACGAAAAGUUUGUAAAUAAAUACAAUGUCACCUUAGAAGUGGUCUCAAAAGACAUAAAUAAAAGAUUUAGAGAGCUAAGUAGACCAAUUUUAGCUUCCAAAAGUCCCUCAAUCAUCGACUACAAUUUUUAUGUAGACGAUAUUUUAUCAUUGUCACCGCCUUAUCAUUCAGAUAGCUCAAAACUUAUCAAGGAACUUACUGAAAAUAAAGAAAUUAUGCGUGUAUAUAAAGCAUAUAAAAAUAAAGAAAAGAUUAUCGUAAAGAAAGCGAGAAAAUGUAAAACCAAGCCUUUACCUGAAAUUCCAGUUUUAGAGAAACUAGACUCAGUGCUUUCCACCAUAAUUGAAGAGCCAAUUAGAAGUGAAAGUGAAGGUGCAGAGAAUAAAAAAGAUUCUACUGUUUAUGUGAGUCCAAUUCUUUUCCAUAGAAUUGAUUCUCUUUGUAAUGAUUAUGCAAAUAAUGAGUUUACUCCAAUAAGUUCACCUCCUCUGCUGCUCAAGAGAAAUUCGUUAUUAAAUAGAUUAUCAAAUGCUUAG
Molecule: messenger RNA, 1099 nt
Organism: Blepharisma stoltei
Lineage: Eukaryota; Ciliophora; Heterotrichea; Heterotrichida; Blepharismidae
Source: the annotation of a GenBank genome assembly